This is a messenger RNA of Grammomys surdaster, 1973 nucleotides long. RefSeq names its product RAB interacting factor (gene Rabif). The transcript is spliced from 2 exons. Gene Ontology annotation, cellular component: cytosol; membrane. NCBI's taxonomy places the organism in Eukaryota, Metazoa, Chordata, Mammalia, Rodentia, Muridae. Gene Ontology annotation, molecular function: zinc ion binding; guanyl-nucleotide exchange factor activity. The record is from RefSeq and is a predicted model, not a curated record. Bases 24 to 395 code for a protein of 123 amino acids. Gene Ontology annotation, biological process: small GTPase-mediated signal transduction; post-Golgi vesicle-mediated transport.
GCAGAUGCUGUGGCGGCGCGGCGAUGGAACCCUGCGAGCUGCAGAACGAACUAGUGUCAGCCGAGGGCCGGAACCGGAAGGCGGUGCUGUGCCAGCGUUGCGGCUCUCGGGUGCUGCAGCCAGGGACUGCUCUUUUCUCUCGCCGGCAGCUUUUCCUCCCCUCCAUGAGAAAGAAGCCAGACCUGGCCGAUGGCAGCAAUCCUGAUGGUGAUCUCCUCCAGGAACACUGGCUGGUUAAUGACAUGUUCACCUUUGAGAACGUGGGCUUCACCAAGGACGUGGGCAACAUCAAGUUUCUGGUCUGUGCAGACUGUGAGAUUGGACCCAUUGGCUGGCAUUGCCUAGAUGACAAGAACAGCUUCUAUGUGGCCUUGGAACGAGUCUCCCACGAGUAACUGAGGGGAUAGGGACUUGGCUCCACCCUGGCUAUAAAACUCCCCCACAAGAACCAACACUGGACCUGGUGCAUCAGCUGUGCUGGCAGACUUCUUGGUACUAAUCUAAAUGAUGAGCACUGGUGUUUGCCCUUGAACCUGCAGAGGGCCGGUCCUGCUUCCGUCAGGCCUCAGAGAAUGCCUCCCACUUAGUCCUCUCUGUCACAGCACGUCCUGAAGCCCUCUCCCCUGUUUGGAACAUGGAAGAACAUGCAACUACUCUACCAGUGUAGUCUGGUCCCUGGCACUCCGCCACCACACACACCAUGACCCAGGGCUCUCUUCUCAACAAGAGCAGCAUUUGUCUUUUUAGCCAUGAUGACAGGAAGGCAGAUGCUCCCUCACUAAUAGUUGAAAGUCCACUUUUUCUCAUUCUAGAAGCCAAGUGUAAUAGGGUGCACACCUGUAAUCCUCGAUCUUGGGAGGUAGAGGCAGGAAGGUCAGGAGUUCAAGGUCAGAUUCAGCUACAUAGCCUGGGCCAGGUGAGAGUUGUCUCAAAAAACAUAAAGCAUACAAGUAUUUAAGAGUAACUUCAUUGUAUGUGACCUACUUGUUCACAGUAAUUUAUUCUUUUUAAAAGUAAAACAUUUACAAAUGUCAGUAUUUAAACCUAUUCAGAAACAUUAUUUUAGACACAUUUUCAAUACUGUGUUUGUGAGCCUUUCUUCUGGGUUGAUAGUGGCAUUUUAUAGUGAAGAUGAGCGUGACCCUUCUCCCCUCAGAUCUUGAUCUGUUUUCUUUUUUUAUUAGCUCCUUGCUACUGCAGUCUGUGUUGUCAACCCUAAGGGAAACUGAGCCCUAGCUGUGUACCAGGCUCUCUUGAAAUCAGAGUAGAGAGUGUAAGAUAUACAAGAGGUAGGCCUUAGCCAGUUCACACCUGGAUUAUUAGGAAAGACUUUUUAAAUACAGGUGUCGGGGUCCUUGGGAUUUCAGUUCACUUGGACUGUCGAUCCCGACCCAGAAUGCAAGCCUUUUCCACCGAGAUUUCUAUUGUUACAGACUCGGUGUCACCUUUUCUUAUUAGCCAACUUAAAUCUUCUACAUGAUUUCCAGUUACUUUGUCAUUUCUCUUCUGGAGUGAUUCAGUAGCUUAAAAGGACUCUGUAUAAACAGGUUCAAAUGCUGUGUCAUCAUCCCUUCCUCUGGGGGCCUGAAUUGAGAUAACUAAAGACCUCAUUAUUCCUCUAAUGCCAGUGCUUAAGUAGUGAGAGCAGAUCAAGAGUUCACGGUCAGCCUCAGCUGUAUAUCGAAUUCAAGGCCAGCAUGUACAACAUGAGAUCUUGCUUCAAAUGAACAAACACAAAAAAAACAAGUAGGAACUGGAAAAAUGACUCACAGUUAAGAAUGUUUGCUGCUCUUUCAGAGGACCUGAGUUCAAUACCUAGUACCCCCAUGGGAGGUUCACAGCUGCCUAUAACUCCAGUUCAAGGAGGUGUGCACCUUCCGGUCCCUGCAGUUGCCUGCACGUGUGGUGCACAUACAGACAAGCAGGCACACACAUACAAAUAAGGAAAUAAAAAUUUUACAGAUUAAACAAUG